Messenger RNA from Tribolium madens (black flour beetle), 7280 nucleotides. RefSeq names its product ectopic P granules protein 5 homolog (gene Epg5). The transcript is spliced from 11 exons. The coding region runs from base 152 to 7225 and encodes 2357 amino acids. Gene Ontology annotation, biological process: autophagosome maturation. The record is from RefSeq and is a predicted model, not a curated record. Gene Ontology annotation, cellular component: cytoplasm. Lineage: Eukaryota; Metazoa; Arthropoda; Insecta; Coleoptera; Tenebrionidae.
CUCGUAGAUAAAAUGUAGAGAAAAAUAAAUAUCAAAUGUCAAAGUGAAUUGUGCACUUGGAAAUGAUUUUCCAAUGAUUUAAAAAUUCAAUAAUGCUGACUUUUUGCACCAAAAUUUUUUUUCGAAGUGAUCUUCUUACCCUGCUCUAACAAUGGAGGCAGUGAAACCAAAACAAAAAACAAAGAAAAAACAGCGCGAUAAGAAAGUCACUCCCGAAGUGACUACACUAAAAAAUGACGAGAAAGACAUCGACAGCUGUGAGGAAGCGGCCAAAGAAGAAAUUGCGACGCAAAAUAACACAAGUGAGGUCACAACAACUAAUGAGUCUCAAACUCAAAUUGGCGAAUUUGACAAACUGCUUAACUCAAGUAAACUUCUUGCGUGCGAGCUUAAACAGCAAAAGUAUCCUAAAACUGUAGUUUUGCAAAAACAGGCCAUAAAACCUUACACUGAGGAGCAGCUCGCUACUCUGUAUACAAACAGUGAGUUACAAAUGAUUGGAGAGUUUACUUCCCAGUUUGUGGAAGCUGAACUGAAAGGACUUGCUACGAAACACCACCCUUUGUAUGAACUUUUAGCUACUUAUUUGCAAGUUAGGGCUAAAAUUAUAGGGAAUUCACUGGAGCUAGACCAACUCAGGAAAGAAUAUCGCGAGUUACAAGCGAUGCUUUGGACGACAGACACGGCGACAGUGACCGGUCGAGGCGAAUGCCUUGACGGCAAUAGCGUUACAACGACUCAUUCUUAUCAAAAAGCGACCUUUCACAGAUCCGUUUUUCAGAGUAUCGCUCGUGUUUUGGGCUUAAUCCGUAAAUUGACGUACGAUAACUACACUCUGUUUUCGUAUACAGCCGAAGAUUUGCGUUUACAGAUCGAAUUGUACGUCCAAACUGCGAUUAAUAAUUGCAUGAACGCUACGGGUGUCAGCAAGGAUUCUCCUAUCAUUUUAUCACUGCAAGACGAACCUCUCCACCUUAAACCAUUCUUGUGCGAAAUUCGACUAUGUAUUUCGGUUCUUUUCGCUUUUCAACGCAAGUUAAUUCGAGACGUGCAGUUUCUCAAAGAGAGUAGAGAGUGGUUGAGUCGUUUAAUUGCCGUCUUACUGCGACUCGCCACUUACCAAGACCAUUUAUUUAUAGUUAGUCACAUUUUAAGAUGUCCAGCUGGGGUCGGUUCGUGGGCUUCCUCCUUUAUUCAAACUCCUUUAUAUGAAACGUUUUCGGAACCACCGUUCUCUUCGUACCAAAUUAAUCAUGUCUUAGCUGUUCUAACAAUGAUUCUAUCACCUAUAAAAGAACGCGAGCGAUUUUUGGCCGACGUGGUCCAAGACCACGAUACUCCCGGUGAAUCUCUGUGGAUUGUCGUCGAUUCAGAGGGUGAAGAAGACGACGAAUCGGGUUGUUCGCUUCGUGAAAACGAUUUAGUCGCUUUUCUUACACAGUUGCCUUUGGAACGUCUUUUCCGAAACGUCCUUUUAGUCGAAAGGCGAAACCUCGAGAACUUUUACGACUGUUCAAAGGUGUCACAACACCACAUUUUGCGGUUUUUUGCUUUUGCGACUGUUUUCCUCAAAAUCGUUGAUAACGGACUCCGGACUUACGACCAGUCGCGAUAUAAACAAUUCGCGAAACGUUUAAGUAGAUUGAUACGUCAUAUCGUACAAUAUGCUACUGACCAAUGGGAGGUCUUCCAGAAAAAUCCCACUUCGAGUGAUACUGCCAUGAUGGAGCGGCUUCAAGUCGAAUACGAUGCGUUUUUCCUACGUGCGAUUCAUUACCUUUAUACGUCACAAAGGUCGGGGGCUUGGCAGUUCCUCGCUGUGAUACCCUACAACAUGAUUACGAUUGAAACAGUUUGGAAGAUUUUCUAUUUUUUACAUGAAUCAGAUCAAGGGAUUCUUGCGGUUGACAAUGCGGAAAAGCUAUGGGAUAGGAAUUUUCGAAUUCAGUUUGAGGAAAAACUCUCCGCUUUGGCCGACGACGAACUUUAUUAUCUUUUAAACACGUUUGCGAAUAUGGCGUUAGCGAGGGAAUCCGACGAAAUGGAUUUUAUCGAAGCUGCCACUAAGGAUCUGUUGCAAGUGGGAUUUAUCAGCGAGAUGACUCAGGACAUUUGUUCGAAAUCGGCGAGGACGCUUUUGACACACAUCACGUCCAAACAUCAUCAUUUACUAUCAAUGAUUUUGAAAUACAUCAAAGAAAACAUUGAAUUGGCCGGAUCGCUAGUGCUAUAUCUGUAUGAAGAGUUGCCUUUGACCAUUUGGAAACUAACCGAUGACGAUUUAUCGAUUAUUGCGUGGCUUUUGUGCCAUAAUUCGAUCCAAUCAAAUGAAAGUAAGCUAGCUAGGAUGAUUUUAUCACGCUUAAAUUGGGACAUAAUCCCGUAUAAGUUACAUUGUGAGGUUGCUCUCUUGGUUUUGAGAGCUUCUGAGCAAGAACCAGGUUACCUUCAGUGGGGUUGGCAAACCAUCCUGCGUUUGAAGCUUCACAUCAAUGAUAAAGCAUUCGAUGAUAUUAAACAAGUCAAGGAUCCGGAAUUUUACGAUGUGAUGAUCAAAGGUGUUCACCAACAACAACCCUUGGCUAGUUUUGUGUCAGUUUUGAUGACUUCCUGGGGUCACUUAAUACCUCUGAUUUGCGGAAACGGUCUCUCCCAACUACUUUUUCUACAAACUCAUCAAAAACACGAAGUUGUGCUUUUUGCCCUAUAUGUGAUCGUCCCUUUAUUCAUAGACUCGCAGGAGUAUAUAAUAAACAACGAACGUUUCCAAGAAAUCAUCUCCAAGUUAAUAAACGCGGAUCGAGGUUACAUAUCAAUGGCGAAGAGUUUGAUAAGUGUUCAAAAAACGAUUUUACAACAAUUUGGAAACAUGAUUGAAACCCAAAUUGUCAAUUUUGCCAAUUAUGGAUUGUCUAGUCCCCGAAGUUUAGUACGAUUGUGGGUCAACACUUUUGUUUCUAUCCCGAAUUGGAGCCGGGACUGUGGUGUCAUGUACUUGCUAGAUGUGAUAAUAAGAGCCGCUUUUUUCCAUCAAGACGCCCUCGAAGUGACCAAUAACAUCCUAAAGGAACUCUUACAAAACAAUGUUACACAAGAACAAGGCACGAUUAGUUCCCUUUUCAAGUGGGUUUCAAGUUCUGGUUCAAACUUCACUCUCAUAUCCGGUUCACUAUCGAGUUACACUUGGCUCGCCUUUUUGGUGAUCGAACUGGAAUUUGAGGACCGCGAAAAGAGGACGGGUCUAUGGCGAGAAUUACUCUUGCAACUUGAUGGUCAAAAGGGCAAAGUCAAUGUUGACGCGGCUAUAAAAAAGGCUGCUUCGAUUUUAAAAGUUGCACCCUUCAGUUCAGGAUCUUUGUCGAUUUAUCGGUGGGCCCAACAAGCAAUGGAUUCGCCAAUUGAUCAUCCGUUGUUACCUUUACUUUGGCAAAAAUUCUUCAUUCUUUAUUUAGCAAGGAUUCCAGUGAGUCGGGCAAACAGCAACGGUUGUGUGGGUGAAAAAUUCUUCGACGGUUUAGUUAACUUUGCGUUCUUGAAACGUAUGAAACGAAAAUUGCAAGAAACUUUGGAUUAUUACGUGGAAAAAAUGAAUGGUGAAGAAGACAGUUCACGGAGGUUGUUUCUGGAAGCUUGCGUCAAUUUGUUUAAAGCUUUCAGUGCGUGGUUAGAAGAGCCUCGACUCCAAAAAGACAAUCUUCUUUUGCCUUCAUUACCGGCCUUGUAUCAACCGAAUUUGUUGGCUUUUAUCAUUCAAGGCAGUAAUACUCCAUGGUAUGAGUAUGUCGAUUAUGAGAAAAUCAAAUUGGAGCAAGUGGAGUCUGUCCAAAUUUGGCAAUCUUCAAAUUUUCGUCACAAAGCAAACAUCAAUAAACCUCUCCUGAACCCGGGAAAAUCAAUGGAAAGCGUCGAUCCAGUCGAGAGGAUUUUACGCCGUUUGACCUCUUACGAAACUUGCAAAAGCCCUCCUGACAUCAACAACAACCUUCUCCACAUUCCUACUAUCGAUUUCUCAGAUAAAACUUCAUUACUUAAUUCGUUAGAUCAGUGCUUCAAGACUUUGAAACAGUUUGCACACAAUCACACCUUGAAAAUGUCGGAACAUAAAGCUUUGGAUUGCUCGUAUCAGGAAUUAGUGCCUCAAUUGUACCGUUCUGUUUUGAACAAAGUGAGCAAGAAAAUUCCUUGUAAAGGCCGAAAUGAGACUGUGAAUUGUUCAGGGGCUGCCCUUAUUGUACUAGAAGUGCAAGAAGCAAGAGUCAAUGAACGAAUCGAUCAUCAAAUACAAACAAACCGAAACGCGUAUGAGUCUUUAUUGACAAAAUCAUUACAAGCACCAGCUACAGCACUUUGUACCGCUUCUGUGACAUUACAACAAGCUAUAAAGUAUGAUUUUGAAAGUUAUCGAACAAUUAUUGAAUUGAAUUGUUUCAGAAUAUUACAAUUGCAAGUCGGUAACCCUUCCAGGGGCGAACUUGGUACCGAAUUGUUUUAUCAUAUCUUGUCGUUGAUAAAUGACGAAACUAGUGGUUAUUUACCAACUAAAACAUUGUUUGCCUCGUGUUUAGAAAGGUUAGGACAGUCGCACAUAUCCGGGGUUGAGUUUGAAAUGCCACGUCUUUUGGAGAAAAUUCUCAAAGAACCAGCUUUAGGGGGGUAUUUGGCACCACAUUUUUCUCCAAGUAAUGUUGGCACUGUGAAUCUUCUCUACAUGUACUCGAGGAUUUGUCAAGAGAUUGGCAAUAACUACGACGUGGCUUUCGCUCUUUUAUCAAAGUUCGAAAUCGAUAAAUGGUUACAUGUGAAGGAACCAAAAUUGAAUCAACGUUCGGAAUUCAUCCAGUGUGUCGUUCGAGCUUUGUCAAGUUUAGGUUUUGAGCCUUCUGUGGAAUCCUUGAUCCUCCACGGCUUAUACAGACGUCACUUGUUGACCAUAUUUGAGUUUCAAUUCCCCGAACAUUACGGUGACGUUUUGAUCAAUCUUUUGAAAAGUAGUAAUGGAAGUAGUGAGAAUUCUCUUUUGUCGACUAGUGUUUGGUUAGAUAUUGUCAAUUGUUUGGCUCAUCCGGUUCAAAUUAAUUAUAAAGCGCCUCUGAAGGAUCAAUUGAGACAAUACACUCAACAUCAGAAAAUGUUGCAACAUCAGGAGUUGUUAGAAACUGCUGAAUUGUUUGCCAAACACUUCACUCAGGAACGGUUGCAGUACGGUUUGUAUGGUCUUUACCCGAAAUGUCGGAAUUAUAUCGACAUUUUUGUUAUUCUUCUGGGGAUGACGGGUCAUGGUCUCAUAACAAGUACUCUGAAUACGCAUCAAGGGUUGCUUGGAGAUAAGAUGCUCCAAAAAAUUUGGCCUUAUUUGAUCAAUAUGUUUGCUCCGUGGAUCGUUCCGUACUCCAUGCAAACUUUGAAGGAGAAUAUGGCUUCGUGGAUCCAGCAGUUGGCGGACGAUCGUUCAAUACUUCUCCCUUGGAUCCCCUCAGACGGGCCUUUGGCCCAAAAACUCGUCAACAUCUUCUGCGAAUGCGUCCAUUUUCUCAUUUAUACUUUGCCGGCCUCGUCCGGUAAUAUCCUGAGUUUUAUAUGGCAGUGGUAUGUGACGAGUUUCGCGCAUAAUGCGGUCAAAGUUCACAUUUUGGGACCUGUUCAUCAUUCGUUUUUGACGUUUCCUUGGGAGAGUUUCUGGCCAUCUGUGACCGAUUUGGAGUUUAUGUUACGGGUGAUUGAUCAAUAUCUACCCGAAUCACAUUCGUUCCUUGGACAUAUUUUCAUGGCAGUGUCUUGGUCUCCUUGGCUCAGUAAUUUUAGAGGGUCUCCGCAACAGAUUAGAGAGCGCAUCUGUCAUUGUUACCUCCAUCUUUUGGUGAAAUUAUCAAAUGAACCCAACGUGCGUAAUAAAUAUUCAGAUCGAAUUAAAAGUCUGUUAGUAGAAUCGGAGAACUUUGGCUUGGAAACUGUAGAUUCGAGUGUUUAUCAACAUGUAAUGGAUUGGUACGUCCUCAGUUGUGACCCUUCGGUUAUAUUCAGGAGCGAUCCGCUUGAUGUUGAUUUCAGAGUCUUACAUUUCCUGCAAUGUGUUUCUGGGUACGACAGAGUUUUAGAGGAGAGCGACGCCCAGAUUCGGACUAAAAGAUUCAUUUAUGUUAAAAGUUUUGUGAAAUUGUUAUCAGUUUACGUAAAUAGGUGUAAGUCUGUAGUUGCAACCAAAGAGAGUGAUUUGAAUACUGUGAUAACCCAACAAUUGUUUCACUUGGAAAAAAAUGUAAAAAUCCAAGAGGAAUUUAACGCAAUUUUGAGGGAACUGCUAGGAAUCGUAAAUUUAUCUGACAUUCGUCAUUGUGUUUUAAAAUGUUUUGAUUCAUGGCUGUUAUAUAAGACUGGGGAUGAAAUGGCUGUUCGAGGAAUAUUGCAAGUUUCAGGAAUCACAGUCGAGGAUCCUGAAGCACUUGGUUUUUUACUGGAAUCAACUUUAACGUGUUAUUUUCAAAGCAGUGUUUCCGGUUCAUUUAAUCCAAGUUGGUGUGAAGUUGCGGAAAUUUUGAGCGUGGUCAAAAAUAAGGAAAAAGAGUUGGAAAAAGUCAUGCUUAGUCGUGGGUAUAUCCUGGCUUUGAACGCCCUUUUCCUCCAAAAAAUAAAUAAAUGUAAUGACUUUGAACGACUUCUCAAUUUAGCCACCGAAUGGAUGCGAGAUCUGAAAUUCAGCGGCGAAUCCGCCGAAUCUAAAGUCCCUUUGCUUUGGAUCGGGAUUAUUCGCUUAACGUUGCAGUAUUGUGAAAUUGACGAAAAUACCACCGGUGUGAUUUUACACAAGUUCGCGAAAAUUCUCAUACAAAUAUCGGAAGAUAAGGCGGGUUCGAAGUGGGGGCGAGGGCUGCUCAGCGCUAUCGGGAUCAGCAAACAAGAUGCCAUUUCGAUCAAUUUCAGAUUUUUGUGUCGCGCUUUGGCCGGCUACAUCUUGGCCCAACUACCUGAAAUGAAAGGAGCGCCUCAGGUAGUCAGACGCCAUGCUUAUGCCCCAUGCCGUGUGGGUCAAACGGGGGGAAAUAGCGAAUGCGCCAAGAUACUUAUGAGUCUUGGCUUCGGCCAGUCCCAAGGGAAAAUCAAAGAGUGCGAAGAAUUGGCGUUGAAGAAAAUACAGGAUGCCGAAAAUUCCAUGCAUAACGCCGCGAAAUUCGUCGAACUCUUAGUUAAACAAUUUUAUAUUAAACCAUACUUGAAUGAUCUAUCCUAAUUUUUAUGACGUUAUAAUUUUAUAUGAGUGUUUGAAAUAAAGCUCUGGAAAACGA